AUGGACAUCAGGGAUAUCACUAAUACUGAGAAGACCAAGUUCCACUGGUUCCAGCAGUAUAAUGGAGAGCCGUGUGCCAACCACACACAACUGACCAUAAAUGGCACUGCUGUGGAGAGGGUCAGCAGCACAAAGUUCCUGGCAGUGCAGAUCACAGAACACCUCUCCUGGACCUUACACGUAACAGCACUCUCCAAGAAAGCAAAACUUUUCCACUUCCUGCAUCGACUGAAUAAGCCUCUUCACCCUCCUACCAUCCGUCAGGAGAUACCUGAGCAAGAGGACCUCCUCUACCAGGUUCUGCAACAGCCUCUUUCACUCAAGCAAUGUCCAUUGGUCAUCAUGAACAUAACCUCUACCUCCACUCCUGUCCACUUCCUUACCAACAGUUCUCCUGGUGUGAAAGACCCGUCUGAUACCACCAUAUUCGAGCCAGCCAUCUUUGGUGGCUCUUACCAGGAGUUGACCAUAUUAUCUGACAGUGUUGGUGAGUGGCAGCAUAAUGUCAGUCAUGUCUCAAGACAAGGAGGGAACUUCACUGAUUCAACAGUUAACAGGACAUUAAUACUGCCAGCGGACGGCUUUGACCCAUUAGGAGGACAUACUAUCUGGCAGGUCAUCAUAAUUGUCUUCCUCACUGGAUCACUUUCUCUUGUCACUGUUGUUGGCAACAUCCUAGUGUUGGUGUCAUUCAAGAUCAAUAAGGCACUGAAGACAGUGAACAACUACUACCUCCUUAGCCUUGCAUUUGCUGAUCUGACCAUUGGCACACUGUCAAUGAACCUGUAUACCACCUACAUCAUCAUGGACCAGUGGGCUCUGGGGCCAGUGGUUUGUGACUUGUGGCUUGCAAUUGACUACGUGGCCAGUAACGCCUCAGUCAUGAACCUGCUCGUCAUCAGCUUUGACAGGUAUUUCUCUGUGACCAGACCUUUGACCUACCGGGCCAAGCGUACAACCAAGCGGGCCAUGACCAUGAUUGGAUUAGCCUGGUCCAUCUCUUUCAUCCUGUGGGCUCCAGCUAUCCUCUUCUGGCAGUACAUUGUGGGUGAGCGGACAGUCCAGCCUAACGAGUGCUACAUUCAGUUCUUGUCUGAACCCAUCAUUACAUUCUGCACUGCUAUCGCUGCAUUCUACUUGCCAGUGACUAUUAUGGCAAUCCUUUUUUGGAAGAUUUAUCAGGAGACAGAGAAGCGAGCUAAAGAUGUACAAGGUCUCAAGGGAUCUGGGUCAAGCAACAGCCCAAGCCCGUCUCAGAAUCAAGGGAGUGGCAAUGGAAGAACUGGUGGAGAAAGUGCAAGUUACUGCCAGAGUAAUUCAUCAGCCAUGCUCCGCCAGAUGAGUUCCCAAAGCUGCAGCAGCUAUGAACUAAAUCAGAUGGCUUCAGAAAACAACAACAUGGACAAUGCCAGCAUACCAGGAAGAACAGGAUACAGAGGGAUGUGUGGAACGUUCUGCUUUCAGUUGCAGUUUUCAUCACUGCUGCCAGGUCACCAUGCAUUUAAGAGGUCCAUCAACACCAUGACAACUAUGGUGGGCGAGGCAGAGCAGAGCAGCUGUGAUAGUUUCAACAACAAUGAAGUUGGUGCCUCUGGGAAGAAGUCAGAUUGUAAGAAAUCUGGGAAGGUGAAGAUGAACAAGAAUAUACAGCCAUCAUCAUCCACUAAAAGUCAAAAACAGUCACAAUCAAACGCUGUGACUUCAUCGCCUACCAACCAGUCACCUGCAGCCAUCACCAUAAAAGAUGCAGCUAUGGCCAAACGCUUUGCUUCUAAGGCCAAAACAGAGAUCAAUAAGCGCAAAAAUGAAAAAAAGGCCAAUGAAAAGAAAGCAGCACGGACACUCAGUGCUAUCCUGUUUGCCUUCAUUACGACAUGGUUACCAUAUAACAUCAUGGUGUUGGUCAACACUUUCUGUCAGGACUGUAUCCCUGAAACUCUUUGGGCACUGGGCUACUGGUUGUGUUAUGUAAACAGCACAGUCAACCCCAUGUGCUAUGCCCUGUGUAACAAGACCUUCCGUACAACUUUCAGGGAUAUUUUGAUGUGCCAGUGGAAUCAAAGGAAGAACAAGUCUCAUUUUCAUCAAAGGAAGGCUGUGGCUUUCCGGAAGAAAGACUCAAUGUAG
This is a messenger RNA of Xiphias gladius (swordfish), 2127 nucleotides long. RefSeq names its product muscarinic acetylcholine receptor M1-like. Gene Ontology annotation, biological process: G protein-coupled receptor signaling pathway, coupled to cyclic nucleotide second messenger; adenylate cyclase-inhibiting G protein-coupled acetylcholine receptor signaling pathway; chemical synaptic transmission. Gene Ontology annotation, molecular function: G protein-coupled serotonin receptor activity; G protein-coupled acetylcholine receptor activity. The record is from RefSeq and is a predicted model, not a curated record. The transcript is spliced from 8 exons. The coding region runs from base 1 to 2127 and encodes 708 amino acids. Gene Ontology annotation, cellular component: plasma membrane; synapse; dendrite. Lineage: Eukaryota; Metazoa; Chordata; Actinopteri; Istiophoriformes; Xiphiidae.